CAAAAUAUAAAACAGAAGCAAUAUUAUAACAAGUUCAAGAAAGACUUUUAAAAUGGUCUACAUCAAAAAAAAAAAAAAAUUAAAAAAAAGAGACCCUAAAGCUGUGAGUUCAUAGUGGACAGAAACACGGCCUACCUUCCCUCCAGGCAUGCCCCCCCCUCAAAAGCCCUUGUCAGAGUGUCGGCCCAGGCUGCUGGCCACGCAGCCAAUGCGGCGAGUUUCCAUUUGACUAACGGUUGUCAGGAAGGUGUUCACCGGGCGCUGUGACUGCCAGGCUGACAUGGCUCCUCCCGUGGGCGGCAAACGCAUGCGUCCCAUUAAGAAAAUUGCUACUCUGAAAACGAGCUCUGAAGGGAACUUUUUGGCUCUUACUAAAAUUAAUAAAGCAACACGCCCCACACCUGAAAUUUAAAAGAAGGAAAAGGGGAAAAUAUUAACAUCCACCCAGGAGGAAAAAAACCUCUGUUAUUUAGCCUGAUCUCAGAACUCAACAGAAGAAACUCUCCCUGAAGCGAACUUAAGCUCACCAUCGUCCAUCCUUCAGGAGCGGUGGCACCUCACCCUUGUCUCCUGCCUCUCUAGCGAGACGAAGCUCAGGCAGAGGCUGCUUCAGACACAAGCGAAUUAUGCUGUUUGCCUCUUGAGAAUUCCCCACAGUCCCGUGAGCUCCCUGGAGACAUUCCCGGGGUGGCUGUGGAUUGGGGCGGUCUUGCUGAGUGAGUCUUUUUUCUUUUUUUAAAGACUGAUUUAUUUAUUUACUUUUGGCUGUGCUGGGUCUUCGCUGCUGCAAGCGUGCUUUCUCUAGUAGCAGAGAGCAGGAACUACUCUCCAGUUUUAGGACUCGGGCUUCUCACUGCGGUGGCUUCUCUUGUUGUGGAGCACGGGCUCUUUGGUAAACGGGCUUCAGUAGUGGCAGCAUGUCGGCUCCGUAGUUGUGACUGGAUUUUAAAGCACAGGAUCAAUAGUUGUGGUGCGUGGGCUCAGUUGCCCUCAGGCAUGUGGGAUCUUCCAGGACCAGGAAUCAAACCUGUGGCCCCUGCAUUGGCAGGCAGAUUCUUAACCACUGGACCACCCGGGAAGUCCUUGCCAAGUGAGUCUUGUCUGAAACACUUGAGUCCUGAAGAGUUCUUUACUAAAGAAGUGUCAGGAGGUUAUCAGACGUGCUUACCCAGAGGGAGCAGAAGAGGGAGUUUGAGGGCUCUACUCCCAACUGGCAGGGGCCUGAGGCUGAUAGUGGGUCCAGGCCUGCUGAGAUGUGAGUUGGUGUCUCAGGUUCCCCGUGGUCCAGUGUAUGGUGGGGAUACGGCUCAGGGAAGCCACCUGAACCCCGGAGCCCGGCCUCCCCCAGGGCUGAGGCACAGCCUUUAUAGACAGGCCAUGUGUUUGACAACACUUACCGCAUCCUGUAGCCAGAUGGUCUAAACAACCCAUCCGUGGUACGGGUAUGUAAAUAUUUUCCGUAUUUAUCAUGCUGCUGUGGUAUUGACAUUAACAAGGAUGAAGAAUUACACUCCGUGCAGUAAUGCACCAGUCAGGCCACAGGAGGACCACCAAAGCUGGCCCUCCCUCUGCCAUGGAGGGAACAGAUUUCAGGACAAGCCUGGCCUCUUGCUCCCUCCUGCCCCGACACCGUUUCCCUCACCCAGAGGCCCUGGAGAGCCUUCCUCUCAGAGCUCUUGGCCAAGACAGAGAUUCUUAUCAUGAGCAGUAUGUUUUUCGGUUAGCAGAGCUCUGUGGUCAGCCUGUUGCCCUCUUUGCUUUGCCUACUAGGAAGUCCACAGCUAAGUGGUUUGUUUUUUUUUUCCAAUUCAUUUGCAUGUAGAUUGUCCUCAAUUAGGAGUCUCAGCACAGAAGAUCAUGUGAGGUGUCUUAGGGGCAGGCCUGGGGGUGGGGGAGUGGUGUACAUCCCUCUAUUCACAGAACUAAUCACACAGCCCCACUAAGAAUCCAGGGAGCUAAAGUGUAAUUCAGAAGAGGAAAUUGGAUCAAGCCGGACUUCCACAGGGAAUGCUGUGGAAGGAACAAACAAAUUCACACAGGACGCAGAGAUAAGAGUGCCCCGGCCCCCAGGGGACAGAGGUGAAGACUCCAGUGUGUGUGUCUCCCUGUAAACACAGGAUGCUGGCCAGGCUGCCCUGGUGCCCCAUACCCUUCUGUGGGCCUCAAGAGUAGGACAUCAGCGCUGCCUUCUCACGCAGACCCGCAGGGGUCCUUGGUGAAUUUUGUCAUGGUUAUUUAAGGAACCUCGUCUAGAAGUCCCAACACGCAGUUCCCCAUCGACGGGAAGGCUUGGACUCCAAGAUGAUUAUAAAGGAAUAUCGGAUUCCUCUGCCGAUGACCGUGGAGGAGUACCGCAUCGCCCAGCUGUACAUGAUACAGAAGAAGAGCCGGAACGAGACGCACGGCGAAGGCAGCGGCGUGGAGAUCCUGGAGAACCGGCCGUACACAGAUGGCCCCGGCGGCUCCGGGCAAUACACGCACAAGGUGUACCAUGUGGGCAUGCACAUCCCCAGCUGGUUCCGCUCCAUCCUGCCCAAGGCGGCCCUGCGGGUGGUGGAGGAGUCCUGGAACGCCUACCCCUACACUCGAACCAGGUUCACUUGCCCUUUUGUGGAGAAAUUCUCCAUCGACAUCGAAACCUUUUAUAAAACCGAUGCUGGAGAAAACCCCAACGUUUUCAGCCUGUCUCCUGUGGAAAAGAACCAGCUGACAAUCGAUUUCAUCGACAUUGUCAAGGACCCCGUGCCCCCCAAUGAGUAUAAGAUGGAAGAGGACCCCAAGCUGUUCCACUCGACCAAGACCCAGCGGGGGCCCCUAUCGGAGAACUGGAUUGAGGAGUACAAGCAGCAGGUGUUCCCCAUCAUGUGCGCCUACAAGCUCUGCAAGGUGGAGUUCCGCUACUGGGGCAUGCAGUCCAAGAUCGAGAGGUUCAUCCACGACACAGGCCUGCGGAAGGUGAUGGUGAGGGCCCACCGGCAGGCCUGGUGCUGGCAGGACGAAUGGUACGGGCUGAACAUGGACAACAUCCGGGAGCUGGAAAAGGAGGCCCAGCUCAUGCUGUCCCGCAAGAUGGCCCAGUUCAAUGAGGAGGACAAAGGGGCCGUGGAGCUGGCCAAAAAUGAGGCUGCCCAGGACCAGGCCUCUGGGGAGCCCUCCCAGCCCAGCAGCAGUGGUGGGGAGCCCCUGGCGGGCAGGGGUCUGAAGAAGCAGUGGUCCACAUCCUCCAAGUCAUCUCGGUCAUCCAAGCGGGGAGCGAGUCCUUCCCGCCACAGCAUCUCGGAAUGGAGGAUGCAGAGUAUCGCCCGGGACUCAGACGAGAGCUCGGACGACGAGUUCUUCGAUGCUCAUGAGGACCUGUCUGACUCAGAGGAAAUGUUCCCCAAGGACAUCACCAAGUGGAACUCCAACGAUCUCAUGGACAAAAUCGAAAGCCCUGAGCCAGAGGACUCACAGGAUGGUCUGUAUCGCCAGAGCACCCCCGAGUUCAGGGUGGCCUCCAGCGUGGAGCAGCUGAACAUCAUCGAGGACGAGGUCAGCCCUCCACUGGCCGCACCGCCCUCCAAAAUCCACGUGCUGCUGCUGCUGUUGCACGGAGGCACCAUCCUGGACACGGGCGCCGGGGACCCCAGCUCCAAGCAGGGAGACGCCAACACCAUCGCCACGGUGUUCGACACCGUCAUACGCGUGCACUACCCCAGCGCCCUGGGCCACCUCGCCAUCCGCCUGGUGCCCUGCCCGCCCAUCUGCUCCGAUGCCUUCGCCCUCGUCUCCGACCUCAGCCCCUACAGCCACGACGAAGGCUGUCUGUCCAGCAGCCAGGACCACAUCCCCUUGGCCGCCCUGCCCCUGCUGGCAACCUCCUCACCCCAGUACCAGGAGGCCGUUGCCACAGUGAUUCAACGAGCCAACCUCGCCUACGGGGACUUCAUCAAGUCCCAGGAGGGCGUGACCUUCAACGGGCAGGUCUGCCUGAUCGGCGACUGUGUUGGGGGCAUCCUGGCGUUCGAUGCCUUAUGCUGCAGCAACCAGCCGGUGUCUGAGAGUCAGAGCAGCAGCCGCCGGGGCAGUGUGGCCAGCGUGCAGGAUGCUGACCUGCUGUCUCCCGGCUCGACGGUCAACACGGCACAUGGCAGCAACCUGGAGAGCAGCCGGCACCUGAGCCGCAGCAACAUCGACAUCCCCCGGAGCAACGGCAAUGAAGACCCCAAACGGCAGCUACCCCGCAAGAGGAGUGACUCGUCCACCUAUGAGCUGGACACCAUCCAGCAGCACCAGGCCUUCCUGUCCAGCCUCCAUGCCAGCGUGCUGAGGAACGAGCCCAGCUCCCGCCGCUCGAGCAGCUCCACCAUGCUGGACGGUGCAGGGGCCGUGGGCAAGUUCGACUUUGAGGUCGCUGACCUCUUCCUCUUCGGGUGCCCCCUGGGGCUGGUCCUUGCCUUGAGGAAGACGGUCAUCCCCUCCCUGGAUGUUUUCCAGCUGCGGCCGGCCUGCCAGCAAGUCUACAACCUCUUCCACCCCGCUGACCCAUCGGCCUCGCGCCUGGAGCCGCUACUGGAGCGGCGAUUCCACGCCCUGCCGCCUUUCAGCAUCCCCCGCUACCAGCGCUACCCGCUGGGGGACGGCUGCUCCACGCUGCUGGUCGAGACCGUGCAGAGAAACCCCGAGCUGGUCUUGGAGGGCGGCCCCCUGGCCCCUCUCCCUUCCGGGGACGGCUUCCUGGAAACCAGUAUCCCCGUGCCCGCGCUCACCUCGCAAGACGGGCCCCGCCCGAGCCCGGGCUGCGCUGAGUCAGAGGCACUCCAGGCCCACAACACGGUCUUCCAAGAGCACGCGGCCCCCUCCUCACCCGGCUCAGCCCCCAGCACCCGAGGCUUCCGCCGGGCCAGCGAGAUCAGCAUCGCCAGCCAGGUGUCCGGCAUGGCCGAGAGCUACACGGCAUCUGGCAUCGCCCAGAAGGCCCCAGCUCCGCUCAGCCACACCCCCAGCGUCAGGCGCCUGUCCCUACUUGCCCUCCCCCACCCAGCCCCCUCUACCCUGGGCAAGCGGGAGAGGGCCCCUCGCCUCCCCGACUUGGACAUCAGUGAAGUUGCUGCGAAGUGGUGGGGCCAGAAGCGGAUCGACUACGCCCUGUACUGCCCCGAUGCUCUAACGGCCUUCCCCACCGUGGCCCUGCCCCACCUGUUCCACGCCAGCUACUGGGAGUCAACGGAUGUGGUCUCCUUCCUGCUGAGACAGGUCAUGAGGCACGACAACUCCAGCAUCUUGGAGCUAGACGGCAAGGAGGUCUCGGUGUUCACCCCCUCGAAGCCGAGAGAGAAGUGGCAGCGCAAGAGGACCCACGUGAAGCUUCGGAAUGUGACAGCCAACCACCGGAUCAAUGACGCGGUCGCCAACGAGGAUGGCCCACAGGUCUUGACGGGCCGGUUCAUGUACGGGCCCCUGGACAUGGUCACCCUGACCGGGGAGAAGGUGGACGUGCACAUCAUGAUGCAGCCGCCCUCGGGUGAGUGGCUGUACCUGGACACGCUGGUGACCAACAGCAGUGGGCGCGUCUCCUACACCAUCCCUGAGACCCAUCGCCUAGGUGUGGGAGUCUACCCCAUCAAGAUGGUGGUCAGGGGAGACCACACGUUUGCUGACAGCUACAUCACCGUGCUGCCCAAGGGCACGGAGUUCGUGGUUUUCAGCAUUGAUGGCUCCUUCGCUGCCAGCGUGUCCAUCAUGGGCAGCGACCCCAAAGUGCGAGCCGGGGCUGUGGACGUGGUGCGGCACUGGCAGGACCUGGGCUACCUCAUCAUCUACGUGACUGGCCGGCCUGACAUGCAGAAGCAGCGGGUGGUGGCGUGGUUGGCUCAGCACAACUUCCCCCACGGCGUGGUGUCCUUCUGUGACGGCCUGGUGCACGACCCGCUGCGGCACAAGGCCAACUUCCUGAAGCUGCUCAUCUCCGAGCUGCACCUGCGCGUGCACGCGGCCUACGGCUCCACUAAGGACGUGGCGGUCUACAGCUCCAUCAGCCUGUCCCCCAUGCAGAUCUACAUCGUGGGCCGGCCCACCAAGAAGCUGCAGCAGCAGUGCCAGUUCAUCACCGACGGCUACGCGGCCCACCUGGCCCAGCUCAAGUACAACCACCGGGCGCGGCCAGCCCGCAACGCGGCCACCCGCAUGGCGCUGCGCAAGGGCAGCUUCGGCCUGCCGGGCCAAGGCGACUUCCUGCGCUCCCGGAACCACCUGCUCCGCACCAUCUCGGCCCAGCCCAGUGGCCCCGGCCCCCGGCCGCACGAGCGGACGCAGAGCCAGGCGGACAGCGAGCAGCGGGGACAGCGCAGCAUGAGCAUGGCGGCCGGCUGCUGGGGCCGCACCUUGGCCGGCCGGCCAGAGCCCGGACCAGCCGCGGGCCCCAAGUAGGGCACCGGGAGUGAGGCGCUGUGGUCUCCAUGGUGCUAGGCCAGGGCGGCCCGCCCUGCCAGGAGGCCUGGCCUGGGCACGUACGGUCGGCUGGGGCAAAGCUCGUCCCAGGGCCCGGCAGAGGACACGGGCUGUGCCAGACACAGCCCUCCCAGCCCAGCCUCACACUUUAGGGUCUGCGGGGUUCCAGCUGGUCGUGGAAGUUGGCAGGACGACCAUCCCUGGGAAGACCUAAGGACCAGGACUCCCAACGUGGACUGGCCAGAAGGCGCUCCUGGACGCUUGCCCUGCAUUGACGUACCCGCAUUCCGAUGCCAGGCCUGGGCACCUCCCAUCCACUUGCUCGCCCUGACCCCCAGGUCUCCUCCCACUUGGUAGCAGCUGCGACAGAGGGGGACAGCCUGCUUCUUGUUGACUCGAGUUACUCAACUGUUUGACCUCACUGGUUUUGCACUGAUUUUUGAGAGUGGAGAUUCAUCACCAUCUCCUAUGGCUACAGACUCAUGGACAUGCAUGAAAAUUCAACGUUUGCCCAUCCAAGACCUGCCACUACACAGAAGACUCCAGGGCGGAGAAUCCUUGUACAAAUAGGAGAGAAAGGCCAUAUCAUAAUUUCUGCCGCUCUGCCUGGCCCAUGAACCCAUGGCAGCCCCAGACCCCAGCCUCUUCCACCUGCCCCAUCUGGAGCCCAGUUCAGCCGUGGGCCUGGCGCCAUCUCUGCCCUGGGCACAGCUCAGGCUGCCAGGUCAGUUGGUGAAGCCAAAUGGCUCCUGAGAAGCCUUGCCUGGGGCCGCGGGGCCUGGACAGGCCUGGCCUCUUCUCCUCGCCUGCCAUCAGCCAAGGCUCCAAGCCUCGGCCCUCCCUUCCGCGUUUCUACACCUUUCUACUUCUCCAAUCUGAUUUCUAUGAGGUUUUUUUAAAUGAGCAAUCCUUGGCUGCUUCCUUUUCUUAACUCUUUCUGUACCAAACGCAGCCCCUCCACAUGAAAACACCCAGCACUGUGACGGAGUCCAGCCUGGUUCUGGGUCCCAGGGCCCUGUCAUGGGCAUGGCCUCUCUGCCUCACCCGAGCCCCAUUAAUUCCACAGAAUUUCUACUCUGGGGUGAGUGGGGCACACCCUUUUUUUUUUUUUUUUUUUUUUAAAUGCCAAUUCCGUUUCGAUGCCGAAUAGAAGAAGCCACAACUCGCUUAGUUAGCUUAAGGGCAGGCAGCCAUGACUACACUUCCCACCUGGUAAGGACCAUGCUGUCCUGUGCGCUGGGUCUGAGCAUCAGCCCUCCCUCCCCAGAACUGACCGCAAUCUCAGCUGUGGCCUCAGCUCCAGGCAGCCCCUCUGCUGCUCCUCCACCCGCUUCAUGACAGGGGAGCCUGCCAGGGCUCAGCUAGCCGUCCAACAUCCAGGCUGCUUCUGUGAGAAGCGGCUGCCAACCUGGAUACGGCCUUGGGGCCUCGCGGGCUGGGAUGGUGAGGCACACAAACGGAUGUUAACAUUUUCCUGUGUGUAGAUAUGUACAGCCAAAGGGUCAUGUAAAUGUUCUGCAAAAGUGGGUCUGUACAGAGUGAAAGCUAUUUAUUUUGUGCAGAGAAAAAAUGUCUGGAGGGAUGGGACCUUCAGAAUUUAUUCAUAUUUAAGAUGUAGCUUUUUGUUGUUUCCGGCAUUAUGUAUAAAGCGACGAUUAUUUUAUGGACCAAGUUUUAAUGUAACUGUUGCAGUGAAAGUGCAAUAUCUAACCCCUGCUCCCAGCGGGAAUCGCUCGGCCCGACAAUCACAGCCCCAGCCAGGGGCCCCGUGGCCAGUGCCUCCUCCUGUCGGUCCCACCUCACCCCAUCUCGCCUGUCGCCUCGGUGAGCAGCCAUCCGGAUGGAGGAGCACCUGCAAGAGUCUUGGCCCGCCUGCAAUAAAGGCCUGGAGGCCGCCAGCCCCGGGAGGCUGGGUGGGCAGCGAGCUCGGCCUCUCCCAGCGGGCCGCUGCCCCACGGCUCCGAGCUCCCCACCUGCCUACCCAGCCGCCAGCCAUGCCAAGGACAACAGCAAUAGUCCGGGCCUCUCCCAGCGGCCCUCAGCCAUAGAUGGUGAGGUGGGCAGCCCACCCUCCCCGUGGACGUCUCUCUUCUAUAUCCAGGUCGGCUUCCUGCCUCCCUUCAGAUUCCUCUUGGCACAUUAUCCUCUUAAGGAAGCACCAGUUUUUCAGAAACUAAGAGAGGGAGGACAGAGUCCUUUAAAAAUACCAAAAAUGUUUACAGCAUUGGGUGCUGAGCUGCAGGGCUCAGGCCCGACCAGUCAUAACCAAAGGGUGAGGCAGGCCUUGCUGACUGCCACCCCACCCCAGGCCUGUUAGAGUAGAAGCCUUAGUCCCAGCCCCCCACCCCCAGGACUGAGCCUCAGCCCACCACUCCCAGACCCCACCACCUGCCUUCUCUUUGAUGUCUAAAGAGGGAUUCCGCAGAGACCCCAUGCCCCCUUCCCAGCUCGGUCUGAACCGCCUGCCUGCCCACCUGCCACGUCGCAGCCUUCACGUCUCAACCUGUCUGUCUUGUCUGUCUGGGCCGCCUGUGAGCGGUGUCCUGACGUAUCCCCGCCCGCCCUUGCUGUCCCUGCUCCAUCGGGCCUGAGUGUGCUGUGUACUGUGUUGUCAUCUGUUACACCGAUUAAAGCAAGAAGGCUUC
Molecule: messenger RNA, 9074 nt
Organism: Bubalus bubalis (water buffalo)
Lineage: Eukaryota; Metazoa; Chordata; Mammalia; Artiodactyla; Bovidae
Gene: PITPNM2
Product: phosphatidylinositol transfer protein membrane associated 2
Exons: 27
Coding region: 2302-6408 (1368 amino acids)
Biological process (GO): phospholipid transport
Cellular component (GO): cytoplasm
Molecular function (GO): phosphatidylinositol binding; metal ion binding; phosphatidylcholine binding
Source: RefSeq, a predicted model, not a curated record